Corticium candelabrum is the source of this 862-nucleotide messenger RNA. RefSeq names its product transcription initiation factor TFIID subunit 7-like. Gene Ontology annotation, biological process: transcription initiation at RNA polymerase II promoter; RNA polymerase II preinitiation complex assembly. Lineage: Eukaryota; Metazoa; Porifera; Homoscleromorpha; Homosclerophorida; Plakinidae. Bases 10 to 735 code for a protein of 241 amino acids. Gene Ontology annotation, molecular function: RNA polymerase II general transcription initiation factor activity. Gene Ontology annotation, cellular component: transcription factor TFIID complex. The transcript has 10 exons. The record is from RefSeq and is a predicted model, not a curated record.
UUCUCCCGGAUGUGUAACAUUUUGAUGGACAGUUCGAAGUAUGUCCCCGAGCAGCAGUUUAUAUUACGAGUUCCUGAACACAUUGCCCCUGACGUCAAACAGUCGAUGGAAGUUGGUGACGUAAAUGAAAAACUUUCUUUCGAAUUUUCGGGUGAUGGUCGUCAUGCUGUUGUUCGAUGGGAAGGCAAACAGCUGUCUGGAAAGCUUGUGGACUUACCCUGCAUCAUUGAAUCUCACAAAACUGUAGAUAAGAAAACACUGUAUAAAACUGGAGACGUUUGUCAGAUGCUUGUGGUUACCGACGAAGAUCCGAGUCUUGACUCGCCAGAAGAGCUAGAAGAUCGUCUGUCGUUGUCAAAGAGAAAGGAAUUAAUAAAGAAGUUCCAGUGGAACCAUGGCAUUACACCACCAUUGAAAAAUGUGAGAAAGAGACGAUUUAGAAAAACCGCACCAAAGAAAUACAUUGAUUCACCCGAAAUUGAGAAAGAAGUUCGACGUCUCUUGAGAGAAGACCUACAAGCCAAAGAUGUCAAGUUUGAAGUCGUGGUGGAAGAAGACAGGCAGGACGAUGCAAGUGUGAUUGGAUCUCGUGUAAACUCACCCACUCAGGUAGUAAAGCGACAAACAGCAGCAAGAGCAGGUGUGCCUUCAGACAUGUUGGAGAGUGAUGAAGACGACGAUCUUGCUGAAAUAUUGCAAGCUACGAGUAGCGAAGAUGAGGGUGAUGAUGACUGAGGGUUCGUUCUACAUUAGGGUGUUCCUACACGGGUCACUCAGAAUUCUGGAUUUUUAUACUAGACAAACAAGGUUGUGUACUGUAUGUGAAUACCAAAUAGGAAAUUUAUUAUUUAUUCGUAUCUGA